UGUUACAGUAACAUUCUGCAGCUGUGUAUCUGAACCAGACAGGCUGCCGGGGAGAACAGGAGGUUUCCCUGCAGAGACUAAACCCGAGAAAUGAAACUUAAAGAGAUUGUUUACUUUUGAAGCAGGAAGUGAAAUUAAACAAGCUGACGUUCGGCUCUGAGAAGCUGCAGGCGGAGACUAUUUAUUAUCACUGAUUGCUUUUUUCCCUGCAGACGUCGAAAGAUCGGCUUAGUGUAAAGAUGAAGCUGCUUUUCUUGAUGGUGACGCUGAUGACCUUCACCGAAAGGUCACCGCAUGCUUGGCCAGACCCCACCAGAGGUGGUUCUGGAGUCAAUCUGAGCGGGAAGAUGUUCACUUUGUCCAGUUAUUAUGGAAGUUUGGUCUUCUAUUCACCUUAUGAGCUGCCUCCCUGGGCUACUACUACAUCAUACCAAACCGACUCUGCCUCCACACCCAGCUACACCCAAACCAACACAGGAACAACUGAAAUGUCUACCCCUUACACAAAAACCAAAACCCCUGAACCUAUAACUAGAUCUUAUCAACCCACCACUCCACGGGCCACCACUCCACGGGCCACCACUCCACGGGCCACCACUUCACGGGCCACCACUUCACGGGCCACCACUCCACGGCCCACCACUACGACACAUCGGACCACCACUACGACACAUCGGACCACCACUACGACACAUCGGACCACCACUCGGCACCCAUGGACCACAGCUCCUUCCACUAGAGGCGUGUCAGUGUGCUUGCGGUAUGUCACAGACUCUGACAGUGGCUCCAUCUUCACCCUCAGCCCAUCCAGCCAAUAUCUGAGGCUGGAAAUCAGUCGUCCGCAGUUAUACAUGCUGACAUUCAACAAUUACAACACAGUUUACCUGCAACCUUACUUAAAACUCUGGUCUGGUCUGACGCCCAACGUGUGGACCAGCAUCUGCUUCACUUUGGACAACACGAAGGGUGUAGUUCAGAUGUUCAGAGACUCAUACAUGAGCAGCAGGAAGCUGCUGAAUAACCAGUACGUGUGGUCAGGUGAGCGUGUGAUGCAGUUUUCAAACUUUCAAGGUCAGCUCACUGAUGUCCAGGUGUGGGAUUAUCCUCUCCGUUAUCAAGAAGUCCUGUACUACAUGAGCAGUGGUGGCUACGGGUCCUACCAAGGUUCUGUCCUCAGCUGGUCCUACAUCAGCUACUCUCAGACAGGCAGGACGCUGCUGGAGGACGGCUAUGAGCUGCAGAUGAAAAAGCCAAACCGCAAGUGGGAACGAAGAAAUCACCAGAAGGGAGGAUUCAAGCCCAGAAAGGUUUUUCUCUUUGAGGAGAGCAAAAGAGAGCAAUGGAAGAAAGAGAUGUAAUGUUCAAUGAAAUCAUAUUAUACCUUUUUGACCUUUCUAUCUGAACAUUUAAUUUACAUGAAGAUUAAUCAAUUAAUAUUUGCGCUGAUCAAAAAUAUUCUCAAAAUCACAUUACAGUUUUAAUAGUUUAUUUUCCAUCUUUUGUAAUUCAUUUGAACUUUCAACUACAAUAAAGUGAUUUCUAAUUAAAUA
Gambusia affinis (western mosquitofish) is the source of this 1550-nucleotide messenger RNA. Its product is annotated as nucleoporin NSP1-like. The transcript is spliced from 5 exons. Lineage: Eukaryota; Metazoa; Chordata; Actinopteri; Cyprinodontiformes; Poeciliidae. Bases 240 to 1358 code for a protein of 372 amino acids. The record is from RefSeq and is a predicted model, not a curated record.